GCGCACCGAAUCAUAACACCGCAUAUGAAGUCUCUUCACUCGUCCUCAUGUCGCGCGGGUCUUUCCGCCUUAUUUAUCGGUUCCAGUGACAGGUGUAGCUGCAGCGCGUGAGAGGCCGAAGUAGGGGGAUGGACAGCGGGGCACGGCCGUGAAAACAUGGUGGCUGCGAGGGCUGACCAGCUGGAGUUAGCUUUGGCUAGCAAAUGGCUGCUCGGCUGGGACGUCUUGCCACUGUGACAAAUGAUAAGACACGGGAAAGAGUGUUGAAGCAGAGGGAAACUUGAGCCUUGCCCCCUCCCCAAACAAGCAUGUGACAAACGGGCUCCAGUGUGACCAAAGACUUGGUUGCAGCCAAAAUGCCUCGUCUGGAUGAAGUGGCCAACAUUGCCCUCAGGGUGCCCAGCAUUCUGGUUCUGGACCUGCUGUACAAAUGUGACAUCGAGGGUCUGACCGAAAACCUCAAGGCUAAAAACGAGGAUAUGCUCUUCAAAUACAAAUAUGUCAUCUGGAACAUGUUCUACCUUGCUCACCUGACAAACCUGGUCGUGUUGAUCCUGCCACUGAGACACAUUGUUACGCUCUACCUUCAUGUCCUCGUUGCCCUCCUCCUGUACAUGGGGCAUCAGAUUUCCAAGGAUUAUGUCCGAGAGGAGGUGCAGCUGGGAUAUGAAGGAGCGGUCUAUCUCAAUUCUUCGGCCUUUAAUAGAUUCGUCUCUGCCAUGACUAGUCAGAUCAUCCUCAGCACGCUCUGUGCCUUCCUGAUGAAGACCAGAAAGGUGUGGCUAUUCUCCACUCACAUGCUCCCCCUGCUGGCCCGACUCUUCGCCGUCCCUAAUGCCACGCUGCUGACCGUCAACACUUUCUCCAUGGGCCUGACGGUGGCAGGGAUCGGCCUCUUUUUCCUCGCCAACCUGUUUGUGCCAUAUCGCCUGGCGAGGGCCGCCUACUCAGAGCUGCUCCACCUGGAGGUGAUGGAGCUGUACAGACUCCUGGGGUUGGGGAUCUCUCUGUGGAACCAGUUCGCUGUUCCGGCCCUGUUCAGUGUCUUCUGGUUCGUUCUGUUCGCCGUCCAGCUGUGCUCGAACGUCAUGUCCUCCAGACCCUCCGCGACUUAUCAGGGAAUCAUGUUCUUUUUGCUCACUAGCGUGUCAGAAUGUUGCGCCACGCCGUACUCUCUGUUGGGCCUCACCUUCGUGGUGUCCUAUCUGGCUCUGGGACUUCUCAACCUCUGCAAGUUUUUCCUGGGAGGUUACGCUGCGGUGCAGAACGAGAACGUCAUGCACAGAGGCGUGACCGAGGGAAUCACUCUGCUGCUGCUCGCCCUGCAGACAGGCCUGCUGGACAUGCAGGCGCUGCAGCGCACCUUCCUCCUCAGCAUCAUCCUCUUCAUUGUGCUGACUUCAACCUUGCAGUCGAUGAUAGAAAUAACAGAUCCCAUCAUUCUCGCCCUGGGCGCGUCACGCAACAGAAGUUUGUGGAAGCACUUCCGUGGCCUAAGCAUGUGUCUGCUUCUGCUGGUUUUCCCGGUGUUCAUGGCUUAUAAAAUAUCCCAGUUUUUCCACAUGGACUUCUGGCUCCUCAUACUGGUUUCCAGCUGCAUGCUGACCUCCCUCCAGGUCACAGGCACCAUGCUGAUCUACUGCCUCUUCAUGGUGGAGCUGUUCCGCAGCGACCCGAUCGAGAGCCUGGACGAGGUCAUCUACUGGGUGAACGCCAUCAGCAGGGUGCUGGAGUUCCUGGUGGCGCUGUGCGUGGUGGCCUACGGCACCUGGGAGUCGCUGUUCGGCGAGUGGAGCUGGAUGGGCGCCUCCGUCAUCAUCAUCCACUCGUACUUCAACGUGUGGCUCCGAGCUCAGUCUGGCUGGAAGAGCUUCCUGCUCCGGCGGGAAGCGGCGAAAAAGAUCAACUCCCUGCCCAGAGCCACGGCGGAGCAGCUGGACCAGCACAACGACGUCUGCUCCAUCUGCUUCCAGGAAAUGAGCUCUGCUGUCAUCACAUACUGCGGCCAUUUCUUCCAUGGCAACUGUCUCCGCAAGUGGCUGUACGUGCAGGAAACGUGUCCUUUGUGCCACCAGACGGUCCAACCGACACCGGCGGGUCAGGACCCGGCUCCGGGGGACGACGGCCCGGCACCCCAGGAGGAACUGGGGCCGGAUCCGUUCGCACAAGAAGGAGAGCAGCACCUGGAAAGGCCGAGCGAUGAGGGAAACCCGGAUCUCGCCCGGCAACAGCCGGAGAAGGAGAGCGAGAGGGAAGGCCGCCCGACUGAGCCUGAAAGCUUAGUUGUCCAAGAUUUUGCAAGAUCCGACAGUGAACUGGAGGUUAGGUUUAGUUCCCAGAACCAACUGGGAAGAACUUCUGAGGACUGUUGCAGCCCGUUUGAGGUGAACAGCACAGACUCAUCUUCGUGGACAGAUGUUGGAGCUAUGAGCGAGAACCAAACGGCCUCCGAGUUAUCAGUACUCCACGGUUUUGCGUACCAUCCCAAUUGUGCCAGGACAUCUAAAUCGAGCCACAGCCUUCAAUCACACGAGGGAAACGUUUGUGAUGAAAAUCAGAAGCUCGUCUCAGGUGGUACGAGUCCUGUUGGCGCCCCAACAUCUCUCGUAUCAUGUAAUCAAAACUCUGCCGACUCCGUGACGAGUUGUCACGGUUUCAUCACGCAUUCAGAUGUGAUCCUCAAGGCGCCGUCCUCGGGUACCACAGAUUCCCAUACGACGGCGGCCGACUGCGCUCCAUCUGUGCCUUGAUGGGUUUGAAGUCCAAUUUUCCUUAUUGGGCUUGAUUAUCAAACACAUCUGCCUUCUCUAUGUGAAUCAAUUAUAUAAAAAGACCCAAAUAUCUCUUGUAUGGAAUGUUCUUCACACUAGCAAAAAAAAAUACGAGUAUUGGACCUAUUUGUGUAGACUUACCAUACAAUUGAAAAGCAGAAAAUUAUUACAAUAACUGUCAUGAACUAUAAAAAAAAAAUCAUCUUGAAAUAA
Poeciliopsis prolifica (blackstripe livebearer) is the source of this 2984-nucleotide messenger RNA. Its product is annotated as RING finger protein 145. The coding region runs from base 357 to 2750 and encodes 797 amino acids. Lineage: Eukaryota; Metazoa; Chordata; Actinopteri; Cyprinodontiformes; Poeciliidae. Gene Ontology annotation, molecular function: ubiquitin protein ligase activity; zinc ion binding. Gene Ontology annotation, cellular component: endomembrane system; endoplasmic reticulum. The record is from RefSeq and is a predicted model, not a curated record. The transcript has 11 exons.